Messenger RNA from Erpetoichthys calabaricus (reedfish), 2801 nucleotides. RefSeq names its product lysophosphatidic acid receptor 6-like. The record is from RefSeq and is a predicted model, not a curated record. Gene Ontology annotation, cellular component: plasma membrane. Gene Ontology annotation, biological process: G protein-coupled receptor signaling pathway. NCBI's taxonomy places the organism in Eukaryota, Metazoa, Chordata, Cladistia, Polypteriformes, Polypteridae. The transcript has 4 exons. Gene Ontology annotation, molecular function: G protein-coupled receptor activity. The coding region runs from base 715 to 1779 and encodes 354 amino acids.
AUUCUCUUUCAUGGAGACUCCCUGGGGGCAGAGAAAAUUCUGCAAAAUGACCUUCUGAAACCUCUCUCUGAAACUAAAAGCUGAUGAGCUGCUCUCUCUUUGGGGAGCAGAGGACUGACAACCUCUUUCAAUGAGACGUCGAUAAUCUCUCUGCCAAGCCAAUCUUUGGGACAGUAGUCUGAAAAGGGUGCGAAACAGCCAUCACUUCAAGAAGAGAACUUCAGCUUCUAAACUCUUGGGCCAGAAAGAGUAACACAUUUACCUAUGAAGAUGAAGAUGACACAACAAAGGGCCUGACUGAGGAAAUCCAUUCACACCACAAACAAAGGAGCAGGCAGCAAAGAGAAAGAGUGCACUCCAACGCAAGAACAAAAUCAACACUAGAAUUUGGAGCAGCGACAAAGCAACAACACCACACAACAUCGGGCAUCAAUUUUGGAGACUUGAUUUUUAAAAAUCUUCUUAAAGACAAAUGACAGGAAGUAGCAGAAUAUGAACCAAUUCAGGAAGUUCUCAGACUGCCAUAAAAAGGCACGCAUCUUAGUUCUCACACUCACACAUUGAGCCUCAACGCCUGGAGACGGACUUCAGUUCAACACGCAGAACUGUGGCUUGAAGGUUCUAAUCAGGGGAGCCUGGGGCUGCUUGUUUAAGGAGUUUGCUGUGGACCCCCACCCACAUUAAUUGGAGGUUAUUUUAAUUACCAGUUUUACAAUGGACUUGAUGAACAACAUUCUUGAUGGCCCAGUAUUUAACUACACAACAGUUACAACUCCAUUAAUUGUCACCCAAUGCCAGCCCCAGAAGCUGAAUGUUGUUCUCCCCAGCCUUCUUGCCAUUUUCUUCAUAGUCGGUUUCAUCCUGAACUGUCUGAGUCUCUGGAUAUUUUGGUUCCAGAUCAAGAAAUGGAACUCCGGGAUGGUCCUGCAGUUCAACCUGGCCGUGGCUGACGCCAUCAUCACACCAGCUGCGCCCUUCAUCGUCCUGUACUCCCUGUCAGACGACUGGGUCUAUGGACAGUUUCUCUGCCAAAUGAAAGUCUACCUUCUCAGUGUCCACAUGUAUGGGAGUAUAAGCUUCCUCACUGUCAUCAGCAUUCACAGGUACAUGACUGUCGUCCAUGGAACCAAAAAUCCACGCUUUGCAGAUGUGGACUUUGUCAAAAAGCUCUGCUUGUUUGUUUGGGUCUUCCUCAUUCUUCAAGGACUUCCAUUUUUUGGCAUCUUGAAGACUUCCUAUAUAAACAACUCCACUAAAUGCCUCAGCAUUCACCAGAAUGGCAUGGCCGAACUCUAUUUUGUGUACAAUGUCACGGUGCUGAUUGUCGGCUUGAUGGUGCCCUUCUGUGUAUGCUUCAUAUGCUACAGCCUGCUCAGCUCAUUUAUCUCCAAGAUAAACACUUGCAACGUAAAAGGAGAGGUGAUGAAAGCCAAGUCCACCCAAAUGAUUGCCGUUUCGCUCUUCAUCUUUACCAUCUGCUACAUCCCGAUUCACAUCACCAGGACGAUGGGAGUUACCGUGAAGCUCUUCUUUCCUUCUCACUGCACCUUACUGGAAAAGACUGAAAUUGCUUAUUAUAUCACAUACACCUUAUCAGGAGCGAACUGUUGCUUGGAUCCUAUUCUCUACUGCUUUGCCUCAAAAAAAUUCAAAACAUCAUUUAACAGUUAUUUCAGCAACUUAAAAGUGUCCUGCCCUGGAUGUGACUCCAUGUUACGAAAGAAGGAUGAGCUGCCAACACCUUCCUUUAAUAUGACCGACUCAUCCCAGGUGAUAUAAGCCUCUGCAAUGGACACGACUCUCAGACUCUGAAUUGACGUGACACAUGGUGACUUGGACUUGAUAGAUGACCACAAUGGACUCCACAGACUGAGACCUGAACCUGACAGACUGUGACUUAGAUUUAAUAAUCUGGGAUUGGAUGUGACAGCUGGCCACUUGGGCUCAACCCUUUGUGACUUGGACUGUGUAGAUGGUGAUUCAGAGAGCAUUAGGAGUGCAUUACAGUAAUCUAGUCGACUAAAAACAAAAGCAAGAACUAAGUUUUUUCAGGAUCUUGCAGAGUUAUAAGGGAACUAACUUUUGCUAUAUUCUUUAAGUGACAAAAUGCUGUCCUGGUAAUCUGAUUAACAUGUGAUUCAAAAAUUGGGACAGAGUCAGUAAUUACCCCUAAAUUCAUUACUUCCGCCUUGACUUUUAAGCCUAAUGGAAGUUUAUUUCUAAUACCCUCGCUAAUAUCCAUUUUUGCCAGCAACUAAGAUUUCUGUUUUCUCCUUAUUUAUUUUGAGAAAAUUACUACUCCUCCAUUCAGAAAUACAAGUAUGACAUUGGGUCAGUGAACUAAGAGAGUUGGGGUCAUCAGGCGCUUUUACCGACAAAAAUUUGCCAGGCUAAUACGUUGGAGCACUUUAAAAAACUGCUAAAAAGCCAUUAUUUUAACAUGGCUUUCUCAUAACUUCAUUUAGUGUAACCCUGAUAUUCUGCAUAUACAUUGAAUUAUUGUUUUUAUCUUGGCUCCACAAUCCAUACUAACCCCUCCUUUCUCUGCUGUUCUUUUUCCGUUUUUUCUAUGGUGGUGAUCUGCGCCACCACCACGUGAUCAGGUCACCAUGCAGUCCGUACAAUGAAGGCCAGAUGUCCACAUGACCCUCUAAUUCUUCCAUGUGAAGCCUGAAAACCAUGAGGACUGAUUGAGAUCAUUUAUGUUAGUGAGGGCUGGGUGGUCUCGUAGCCAUGGAACCCCUGCAGAUUUUGUUUUUGUUUUUUUUUUUUCUCCAGCCCUCUGGAGUUUUUUUGUUUUG